AUGGCCGAUCCACUUAAUAUCAACGGUCGUAUUCCACCAUCACCACUGCGUCCAACGAAGCGAUUACGGGAAGAUACAGGUAUUGAAAAUGAACUUGAACACCAUGUUGCGGGUGACAGAUUGAGGGCAUCGAGUGCUGCAGGAAAUGUGGAGAGUAACGAAGAAGCUCCUUGGUAUUCCGCAAUAUCGAGUCGCUCUUAUCAUGUUCCCGUGCCACAAGAGCCUCAGCUGCCUACACCUCAGAGCUAUGGUUCCAGUAACCUCUUCCCAUUUUUUCCGGUUGCAGUAGGAUCUCCCGAAUCUCCUCUGGCUCAUGCCCAUUCCCGAACGCUCGGAGGAGUAAAUGGUGGUUCAAUGACUUCUCGCAUACAAGCACGAUAUGUCAUCGCAGCCACAGACUAUCACUCCCAGAGCCAGUCCGGUCAACGUUGUCAAGCCCUUACCAUCAAGGCCACUCUCACUUAUUGGCUAACAACGAAACUUAGCAUCAAGACGGAAUCACCGCCUCCCGUGCUAGCUCCUCCCCAUGACAUUUCGCCGUCUAAAAGCAUAUCUCCACGACCGCCGUCACCAGAAGCGCAAACGGCUGCACUUAGUCUUUCUUCUCCAUUUGUUGAGAAGGCCAGGCCGAACAUGGCGCCACCCAGCGUGAGACGUUUAGACCAUGCUGCUUUGCGUCCAUCGUCUCCCACCUCGUUGCGCUCACAGGCCCUUCUUUUGUCUUCGCCCGCUCAUAUUGAGGAGAGAGAGCCGUCGUCCGCUGAACCUACUAACUGUAGUCUACCUCCAAUAGAAGAGGUAGUUCGGCAGCCUGGUGGGGAACUAGAUCGCAUACGUAAUCACAUUCUAUCAGUCGAAGAUGCUCGUCGAGUUGAACUGGAGGGUCGUCGACCCGAAUAUUUAAAGCGUCUGCAACGGGACGACAUCGGACUCGUAGUUCCGAAAGCGGAGCAUGAACCGGUCGAGAAGGAUAGUGUCGGAAUUGCCAUCACUCCGGCGAGAGGACGGAGGAUACAACUCUUCGACUUCCAAGAGACCAGUGCAGAGAGCUUCGAGGAAAGCCUGAUGACCCACGGAUACGGAACGUACGGUGAACCUCGAACCCCUCAUAGACCUCUUAUGAGUACGGAAGGGCUCAGCAAGGAAGCGAUGGAUUGGUUGGCGUACAACACGCCUGUUGCAUUGCCGGGUGUUCCACCACCGCAUUCGGGUAGUGAGGUUGAGUUGAACGAGAAGGAACUCAAGAAGCGAAAGCGCCUUGAGGCAUUCAAGGGUUCGGCCGCUCGGGCAUAUGCAAAGCUCUACCCGGCAGAAGUGGAAGGAUUGGGACGUGUUCUAUUGAACGUACCUCCUGAAGAAGCUGAUGAACUAGCUGGACCACCUGCGAAAAAGCGCGCCACUGGGAAGAGGAAACGAGGUGGGGUGGCUGUUGAUAAGAAGGGAAAGCUGCCAGAUGGAGCUGCUCCUGUGCAAACCCAAACCACUGAACCUCGUUGGUUGGACAGAGAAAUCCCUUGGUGUCUCCGAGAGAAGGAAAGAGAGGAAGAGCAGAAAGCGCGUGAUGCUGAUAGGUUGGCAUGGAUCGAUAAGUACUUCGCUCAUGAUACAGACAGUGACGAUGAGAAGGAGUCCGACAAAAAUGAGGAGCGUGCACCUUCUCCAACUUGGGGUCAGGUGUCUGAGGACCUUCCAGAUGCACCAAAACGUGGGAGAGGUAAGGCCGUACCAUUGCAAGCCAAUCCAAAUCGUACACAUCCUGCGAUUCGGGAUGACGCGAAUCGCGAUUCCGGGAGCGUGAAGCACAAGAGUUUAUUCUUCCCAACCGAUCCUGCAGAUGCACGAAUGGCAUUGAUGUCGAAACGUUCCGUUCGGCUUCUCGCUCAGCGUAAGUUGCGGCAAAAUGGGCAACGAUCCGCAUCUCUCCGAGGUAUUGGAGAAGGUCGACUUGCUUGUGCUUGCGGCCGUGAUGACGAUGACGACGGCCGACCGGCUGUUCAGUGCGAUGAAUGUUUUAAUUGGCAUCAUCUUGAAUGUAUUGGUGUGCGAGAUGAAGCGGAACUUGGUGAAGAAGAUGACCCGUGGUUUUGCCCAGCCUGUGCCGAACAAUCGGAAGCUGCACUCUCUGCUGCUGACUGGCGCAAUCAACGUCAACCGACGUUUGUACCAACUGACGAAGUUCCUGUACAUUCCUCGACGAGGAGUGAUGUUGCAUUUUACUCGUCCUCGCCCCUGCGUGAAUGGGGCUCGUCGGGAUCCUUACAUACGCCGGUUCAGGGACAUGGACGUCUUCACGGUGUCGAGUCUUUUCGCAGGUCGGUCUGGGAUGACCCGCACACCGGUCCGGGUCCCUCAACGCCAGUGAUGAUGUUACGAGGUGUACAGGUCCGUACACCCGGAGCGAGCCAAGGCGAACGUGGGCAGCACAUUAAUGGCAUGUUCGAUUCGUUUGUUUCUCCUCGCGGUGGAUAUCCUAGGUUUACAGACUCGUUCACUACUCCGAAGAAUACUGGAUUAGGACACAUUUCUCGUGGAAGCUCGAGUUUCGGAUUGUCGGCGUGGCCGACACAUACAAGUGGGUUGUUCGCAACACCAACUCCACGUGGACGACUUGGGAGUUCUGGUUCUGGGUAUGGAGGCUUCACCUAUAGCUCGGACGACCCCAUGAACGCGUCGUUUGGUCAACAGACAAGAGUAACGGACGGGAUGUACGCGCCUGAUGAUACGCCUAUACGUCGUGCGCCGAUAAAAGAGACGAGGACGCUUGGACUUACGGCGCAUUUGUCGUCUGGGUCGUUAAUGGAUUCCCCACUCGCUGGACGCGGAGGACAGGAGGUUUUGUCGGUCCCGGAAGGGAAUCCUGAGAUCCGUCGACCUUCUGCGAAGUGA
Molecule: messenger RNA, 2886 nt
Organism: Fomitiporia mediterranea MF3/22
Lineage: Eukaryota; Fungi; Basidiomycota; Agaricomycetes; Hymenochaetales; Hymenochaetaceae
Exons: 7
Coding region: 1-2886 (961 amino acids)
Source: RefSeq, a predicted model, not a curated record